This is a messenger RNA of Mycotypha africana, 1383 nucleotides long. RefSeq names its product FAD dependent oxidoreductase. Gene Ontology annotation, molecular function: (S)-2-hydroxyglutarate dehydrogenase activity; (S)-2-hydroxy-acid oxidase activity. The record is from RefSeq and is a predicted model, not a curated record. The transcript has 4 exons. Bases 1 to 1383 code for a protein of 460 amino acids. Lineage: Eukaryota; Fungi; Mucoromycota; Mucoromycetes; Mucorales; Mycotyphaceae.
AUGUUACAUUUAUGGCCGCAGCUUCCAGGCGAAGGCGGUGACAAGUAUGAAGGAGCCGAGAAACUUCUAGGUCCGUUAAGAGCUCAGAACUUUGCCAAUCCUGCGCCUGAUAAAACGGUCGGCCAUGACCAUUUUGACGUAGCGAUCGUCGGUGGUGGUAUUGUAGGAUUGGCAACCGCUCGAGAGCUAUUAAAGAGAUAUCCAGAGAUAACAGUAGCCGUACUCGAGAAAGAACCAGAAGUGGCCGGACAACAAACAGGCCACAACUCGGGUGUAAUUCAUGCAGGCCUCUAUUAUGAACCUGGAUCCACCAUGGCGUAUACAUGUGUUCGUGGUGCCGAUUUAAUGUAUGCUUAUUGUGAAGAGCACAAAUUACCCGUCCAAAGAUGCGGGAAAUUAGUAGUCGCUUGUAAUCCGGAAGAACAUAAACAGGUAGAAAAACUGUACCGUCAAGGGACAGCCAACGGUGUGAAGGGUUUGGAAAUAAUAGAUAGUAAACAGAUUACGGAACUGGAGCCAAAUGUGAAAGCGUAUAGUGCCCUCUACUCACCAAACACGGGCAUUGUGAAUUACUGGCUCGUUGGACAAUCCCUCGCUGAUGAGAUUAGAAAAUCAGGGCGUGGUGACAUCAAGACCUCCUUCGAGGCGAAAAAGUUUGAAAAAACAAAGGAGGGUAAAGUGAGAAUCACCGGCGGCGAAAAGAUCAUGGAUGGCCCUCGAUUGCAAGUAACAGCCAAUAAGGUGAUUACCUGUGCAGGUCUUUAUUCUGACCGUGUAGCAGGUUUGACAGGUGGAAAUCCUCGCAAACACAAGGUCGUGACUUUUAGAGGCACUUAUUAUCAAUUGAAACCAGAAUACCGAACAUUGAUAAAGCAUAAUAUUUAUCCCGUACCAAGCGGGGGAGGUAUUCCCGUCGGUGUUCAUUUCACUCCCACUGUGGAUGUACGCCGUGGCCAUCAAGCCAUCAUUGGUCCUGGCGCGUGCAUCACUUUUUCAAGAGAAGGAUACCGCUUUUUCGACUUUAAGCUGAAAGAUGUCUGGGAUAAUCUCAUGAAUGGCGCCUUUUGGGCUUUCGCUUUAAAAAACUUUAAUCUGUCUUUGGGCGAGCUUUACAGAGACUUGAAUCAAGCAGCUUUCCUCAGUAGUGCUCAAAAAUACAUCCCUUGCAUCACCGGCGACAUGGUGGAACCAAGUUUUGCCGGUGUCAUGGCUCAGGUGUUUGAAUCGGGUGGUAUCGCUGCAAAGGAUUUCAUAUUCGAAAGAAAAGUAAUGGAUGGAUCCAUCCUGAAUGUGAGGAACGCUCCAAGCCCGGCUUGUACAGCAGCACUAGCCAUUGGUGAAUUAAUUGCAGAUACAGCGAAAGAAGAUUGGAAUUGGAAAUAA